Molecule: messenger RNA, 1898 nt
Organism: Glycine soja
Lineage: Eukaryota; Viridiplantae; Streptophyta; Magnoliopsida; Fabales; Fabaceae
Product: protein SHI RELATED SEQUENCE 1-like
Exons: 3
Coding region: 483-1466 (327 amino acids)
Biological process (GO): positive regulation of DNA-templated transcription
Cellular component (GO): nucleus
Molecular function (GO): DNA-binding transcription factor activity; DNA binding
Source: RefSeq, a predicted model, not a curated record
GUUUUCCGGUGCAAAGGACGAGGGACGCAGAAAGCUGUUUCUUUGACACGUGGCAUAAAUCUGAGCCGUUGAAGGAACAUGCGAAGUUGGUAUGAUCGGUGGAGAUGAGAUGGGAUGAGAUUACAUUCAUUCCGUUGUUGAAGAGAGAGAGAGAGAGAGUACUUGCUUGGUUGCUUACUGUGCAGUGCAGUGCAGUGUAGUGGUUUUGUCAUUGUGCCAAGUUAAACACACAGGCUUCAGACACAAAAGGAGGAACUGCUCAGAACUAAAAAAAGAGCUCAUAAACUCUGCAGAAACAUCAGAGAGAGAGAAAGAGAGGGAGUUAUUUAUUAAAUUGAAGGAAGCAUCAGAGGGUUGCAGAGAGAAAGAGAGGGGCAUGGCGGCGUUUGCAGUGCAGCGAUAGCUGUAAAUAACAACUGUGCGAUCGAGUUUUCUGAUAUGGAUUUUGGGCCACAAUUGAAGCCCGGGUCAGGUCCAGAACAAUGGCGGGGUUAUUCUCAUUAGGAGGAGGAGGAGGAGGGCGAGGAAACAACAACAACAACCAAAGCAGCGAGAUUCCACCAGCGGAGACCCUAUUCUGGUACAGCAGCAAAAACGACGACGUUUCGUCCUACCACCGAGGGUUUGAGCUAUGGAACCAGCAGGACCAGCACCACCAUCACCAUCAUCACGUGAUGCAUCCACAUGCGCGUCCUCUCCUGCAGCGAGAUCUUUACUCGUCAGGAGUUGGGCCCAGCCGCGGCGGCGGCGGCGUCUCCGAUGAUGAUCACUCGUCGUCGAGAUCGGCUGCGUUGGUGGCGAUGCGCGCAGCCGCGGCCGCGGAGGGAGGAAUAAGCUGCCAGGACUGCGGCAACCAGGCCAAGAAAGACUGCCCUCACAUGCGGUGCAGGACGUGCUGCAAGAGCCGCGGGUACGACUGCCAAACCCAUGUGAAAAGCACAUGGGUUCCGGCUUCUAAACGCCGCGAGCGUCAGCAAGCACUCGCCGCGUUACAGCAGCAACAGCAAGAACAACAACAACAGCAACAGAGAGAUAUUUCCAAGAGGCCGAGAGACCCGACCUCUUGCACUCGUUUACCCUCGUCAGGGUUAGAGGAAGAAGGGAAUUUUCCUUCUGUGGUGAGUUCUCCAGCUGAAUUCAGAUGCGUGAGGGUUAGCUGCGUGGAAGAUGCUGAUGAUAGAUACGCAUACCAAACCGCUGUGAGCAUAGGAGGACAUGUGUUCAAAGGAAUCCUCUAUGACUAUGGUCCUGAAAAUAAUAACCACAACAACAGUAAUAAUAAUAGUAAUAAUAAUUACACGGCUGGAGAAACCUCUGCUGGUGUUGUUGCUGCAGCUCAGCCCUUGAACCUUGCUGCUAUUUCUUCAGCUGCACUUGUUGAUACUUCCUCUUUGUAUUCGGCUCCGGUUAACGCAUUCAUGGCUGGUGGUAGUGGUACGCAAUUCUUCCCUCACACAAGAUCUUGAAAAAGAAAAAAAAAACAAAAAAAAAACACAACCGGGAUUGCGUGUUGAUUGUGUCUCACCCUCUCAUAGUUCAUCUUCUCUUACACUCCAACUUUGUGUUUCUAUGCGAUAUUGUUGUUGUUGUUGAGAAUGAGGCCUAGUGGUAAAAAUUUGACACUCAUAUUUUGAUAUGGAUGUGAGAGAGGAAAAAAAGAAAAGACAGGAGAGAAAAAGAGAGAAAGAAAACAUAUAUAUAUGGAUAUGGAUUUGGAUGUUUGUUUUUAUUUUAUUUGUUGUGCAAAUUAUCAAUGCUUAGUUCAAAAGAUAGAUCAUUCUUCUUCUUCAUGUUGAAAAACUAGCAACUAAAGUUACUUGUUUCUUAACUUUGUACGAUAUAAGGACACAUCUGGUUCUAAUGUUGUAGUUUGGUGUAGAGUGUCUUCUUUUGUUUCA